Messenger RNA from Meloidogyne enterolobii, 330 nucleotides. The record is from the annotation of a GenBank genome assembly. Lineage: Eukaryota; Metazoa; Nematoda; Chromadorea; Rhabditida; Meloidogynidae.
AUGGGAACUGCAUUUAUUGAAGAUUAUUAUGUAGAAAAUUAUGUCCGCCUAUUUCGUUGUUGUGGAAAUUGUAAAACACAAUAUCAACGCCACGUAGUCAUUUCUAAUCUGACAGCAAUUAAUGGCACUCCUGGCCAAUUUAUUGUCGGAAUAAAUUCAAAUUAUGGAGAUACUGCCAAAUUAAGUGGAAUUAAAUAUAACACUCCUGGUGUUCAUAUUUGUAAACGUUUUAACGGGGUUACUGGUGGUGAGGCAAAAUCUAGCGGAACUGGGCCUGAUGGAAAGAAUUGUCUUUAUAGUGAGAAAGAUGUUACUUUAAUUAAAAAAUAA